AAUUCAGAUUUCAGUGUUUCCGUCUUCAGAUCACCGACCACAAAAAAUCGGAAGUACCAAUACGCUCCAAAUUUCCGAUUGCUUGAAAGGAGAAGAAUAAUGAAGUUUCUCUUUUCGUUCUUACUUCUCUCUGUUGUUUCUCCAGCUUUGUUUCACUCUGCACUCGCUCGAGGCGGCCUCAAUCGCUCCAUUUCGCCAGUAGAUUUCGUUAGUCUUGCAUAUGGAGGUUCUGCUAGAUUUUUACUCGAGGACAAUAAUUCUAAACGAAGUGACAAGAUCAUGCAAGGUUAUAUGACCAAUAAAGAGCUUGAACGGGCCGUUAAAGCUUUUGGUAAAAAAUGUAGUAAAAUUUCUAAGAUAUACAGUAUUGGAGACAGCGUGCAAGGGUUUCCACUGUGGGUUAUCGAAAUUUCUGACAAGCCUGGCCAGGAAGAAGCGGAACCUGCAUUUAAGUACAUAGGAAAUGUACAUGGAGAUGAACCUGUUGGCAGGGAGCUUCUCUUGCAAUUUGCAAACUGGAUAUGUGAUAAUUACCUGAAGGAUCCAUUGGCUACACUGAUUGUGGAGAAUGUUCAUCUUCAUAUACUUCCAUCUAUGAAUCCGGAUGGAUUUUCUCUUCGGACACGUAAUAAUGCAAACAAUGUGGAUCUAAACAGAGAUUUCCCUGACCAGUUCUUUUUCAUCAAUGAUGAUGAAUAUGCACGGCAACCUGAAACGAAGGCAAUUAUGAAGUGGAUGAGAGACAUACAUUUCACUGCCUCUGCCACUUUGCAUGGGGGUGCACUUGUUGCAAAUUACCCAUGGGAUGGCACUGCAGAUAAAAGGAAAGAUUACUAUGCAUGUCCUGAUGAUCAAACAUUCCGGUUCAUGGCUAGUGUCUAUAGUCGCUCACAUCAUAACAUGUCUUUAAGCCAAGAAUUUGAAGGAGGAAUUACAAAUGGAGCUUCGUGGUACCCUAUAUAUGGUGGCAUGCAAGACUGGAACUAUAUACACGGUGGCUGUUUUGAGUUGACUUUAGAGAUUACAGACAACAAAUGGCCUCCUGCUAAUGAGCUUGCUACCAUCUUUGAGUAUAACAAGUUGAGCAUGCUUAAUCUCGUUGCGAGCCUUGCUCAGACAGGAAUUCAUGGAAGGAUUUUCUCAUCAGAGAGUGGAAGGCCAUUACCUGGAACCAUUACACUCAAGGGAAUAGAUUACUUGGUUAAAGCUAGCGAAACGCUGGGGGUCUACCAUCGUUUAGCUGCACCAAAACAGAAAUAUGAAGUAAGUGCGUCGAUGCCCGGGUACAAGUCGAAGAACACGAGCAUCUGGUUGGAGGAGGGAGCUAUGUCUGUGGACUUUAUUCUGGAUCCCGACACCACAACCAAAAGAAAAGUAAUGCAAAACUGUGAUUGCUACGGUGGCCAUGGGGUGAACUUUGUGGGCUAUAUUUGGGGACACUACUAUGAGGCGUAUAUUUUCUUGGCGGUUGUUUUGGUAUUUAUUUGCUUUUUAUUUCAGAAGAAGAUGAAGUCUAGACUUCCCAAGCAAAGAUUAGUUGCAUUGCCAAAGAGGAUUGUGGUCUGAUAUCGUUUGGGUUGGUUUGGUUUAGUUUAGUUUAGUUCGGUUUUUUAUUUUAUUUUAUUUUAUGACUUUUCAUUACUAGAGAAAUGAUUGUGUGAUUGUAGAGUAUAACAGUUUUCAAGGGUUUUUCCUAACAAAGGAAGAAAAGAGUACUUCAUCGUCAAUGCUCAA
Messenger RNA from Cucurbita moschata (crookneck pumpkin), 1734 nucleotides. Its product is annotated as carboxypeptidase SOL1. Gene Ontology annotation, biological process: proteolysis. Bases 100 to 1566 code for a protein of 488 amino acids. Lineage: Eukaryota; Viridiplantae; Streptophyta; Magnoliopsida; Cucurbitales; Cucurbitaceae. The record is from RefSeq and is a predicted model, not a curated record. The transcript has 15 exons. Gene Ontology annotation, molecular function: zinc ion binding; metallocarboxypeptidase activity.